Molecule: messenger RNA, 627 nt
Organism: Coccinella septempunctata (seven-spotted ladybird)
Lineage: Eukaryota; Metazoa; Arthropoda; Insecta; Coleoptera; Coccinellidae
Product: DNA-binding protein HEXBP-like
Exons: 1
Coding region: 1-627 (208 amino acids)
Molecular function (GO): zinc ion binding; nucleic acid binding
Source: RefSeq, a predicted model, not a curated record
AUGGGGGUAGCUUUAUUAAGAGAAGAAAAUCUAGAUUUAGAAAAAGCGGAAGGACUGGUCAUAUUACAAGAGACCGCAACAAUGAUGAUACAAGGAAGGACAUCAAAUAUGAGGGUAUCGGCGGUAGAUGCAACGGAGGGAUGUCAAAAUUGCGGGAAAAAGGGGCACGACUCGAAGGAUGAAAGGGGGAAUAUUAGAAAAUUCGCAGAGACAAAGAAGAAUACAGCGCAAUGUUAUUCUUGUGGUAGACCGGGUCAUUUUGCGAGAGAGUGUAGGAAUAAUAACAGAUCAGGGCAAAGGACGCAGGGAGGUUGUUAUAGUUGCGGACAAAAGGGUCAUUGGGCUAGGGAUUGCCCAAGACAAAAUCGACAGGGACGAGAGAAUUUUUCGAAAAAUAGAAUACGGAGAACUACACCCCCAGGAAGAGGGGGUGAAGCAAAUAUGGCCUGGGGUCAACGUGAAAGCAAGGAAAUAGGAAGAAAUGAUGAUAAGGAAGGGGGGCGAAGUACGGGAGCUAUUCCUAAACGAUCGCCUCCAUUUUCGAGGGGGUCUCAGUCGAGGAGACGAGAAGAUUUAAACGGGGAGGGCCAAAAUCCAACUGCCGGGAUAGUGGCCGGAAAUCUUUAA